Messenger RNA from Scomber japonicus (chub mackerel), 5958 nucleotides. RefSeq names its product splicing factor 3b, subunit 1 (gene sf3b1). Gene Ontology annotation, biological process: spliceosomal complex assembly. Lineage: Eukaryota; Metazoa; Chordata; Actinopteri; Scombriformes; Scombridae. The transcript is spliced from 21 exons. Gene Ontology annotation, cellular component: catalytic step 2 spliceosome; U2 snRNP; U2-type prespliceosome. Gene Ontology annotation, molecular function: mRNA binding. The coding region runs from base 2008 to 5472 and encodes 1154 amino acids. The record is from RefSeq and is a predicted model, not a curated record.
GACCCCCCCGACUGCCAAUGGUUUCACAUCCAUAGUUUUGCUGUUCAACCCUUCGAUCACAAUGCAAUAGCUUGCUUCCCAGAUUUGAUGCCUUUCCUGUGGUCAAUCCUCUGGGGUCCAAGAACAUCUUGUCGUUGUACGUUUUCCUAAUACAUGGCUGAUAUUUGAAUCAACUUUGCAACAAAUGUCCGUGUGGACACAUAGUUUAUGUUCGGUAUUUCGGUUUGGGAAAGUUUUAUUGUUAUGAGCUGAAUGUGCAGUGGGACCUUUUUGUCCUGGUGUGUGCAUUAAAAUAAAAUCCAUUGUAGGGUUACCAUUUCUUUUUGUGGAAGAGGUGGUUAGGUGGUCAGUGCUCAAAGGGGGUGAUUCACCUAACAGACAUGGGUUGCAGGUGGGUCGUAUGUGAGUCGAAGGGUUAACAAUCCCAUGUGACCAUCAGCCUAAAUUAUAAUGGGAAAGUGCAGUAUACUCUUGUCAUAUCAUAUAAGGAUGAGAAAUGGAAGUGUGAGGGUUAGCUGUAGUGUAAUUCACCUGCUAACGCACUAUGCCAUGCCAUGCUUAGCACAGGAGCUGAUGCCAAAUAGUGACCUGACUGCACAUAGACACAGAGCUUUAGAUCCCAAAGCUGGCAGAGGAAAGAAAUGUGCUGGCUCGCUUCAACUUAGUCAACCUGGAGUGACUGAGGUUAUAUAAGAAAAGAAAAGUCACAAACUCAAUGAGUCUCAUUUGUCUGGGCGGUAGUUUAAGCUGCUUGUGGUAACUUAUCUCCUCUGUUCACUGGUCAGACUUGAUAGAUCUGCAAGGCCCUUAAGCCCCAACAUAAGACACUGCAUGACAGAUAGUUCAAACUUAGUGUGGCCAGCUUUUCUUAAAGAUUUGAGGACUGUAAUUUAUAGUCAUAAUAAUAGUAAUGGAGCUUAUCACAAAUCAAUAUUUUAAGGUUAGUGUGGAACUAGCACAGUAAGUUGCAUUUAGUAUUUGGAUGAAAGCACAAAUGAUAUUUGAGCCAGCUAGUUAAACUUUCUAUCCAUCUUCACUUCCUCCAACAAUAAGUUAAAAAUGACCUGAAUGUUUCAGGUUUGGUGUAGUUAGGGCUUAUCUAAAGCCUGCAUGUAGAGAGAGCUCUUUGUACAACGUUGUUGUGUAAAUAUAUUUUUAUUUUACAACUCUCUCUGUAAAAUAGAAAUAUGUUAUCAAGAAAAUUGUGUACCACAAUACCACAGGCCCAUACUAACUGUCCUUAAUUUCUCUCCUACAGCAGUACUGCUUUGCCAGUCCUGUACUGCACUCUGUUAAGGGUGCAGCAACUCAUCCUGUGUAGGUUAUGGGGAACACAGAGAACUGUGCACUUGUCAGUUUGGUCAGGGCUCACUUGCUGCUAAUUUGACCUGGGGCCUGUGAGGGGAAUCAGAUGCAGCCCAGCCACAACAAAGUUUUUAGUUUUUAAUUUGGCCUCUGAACUUCCAACAAAGUUGGAGAAAAAACUUUUAUGCAUUUAUGAUAGACUACAUAUCUUUUAUGAGGCACCUUUGUCCUGAAAACGAAGUCAAGUAAAAUUUAUGAUUUGAUAAUUUAAUCAGUGCCUUUAUGAGUCAGAAUGAACAGUGUGGCUCUAGCAUGUCAUAUUAUCAUAUUUCUGAGCAGAAAUUGUGAAAUCACAGUCUUUAUUAUGCUAUGAUAAUGUUAAUCCUUUGAAAAUCUAAAUCUUGACUUCAUUUAAAAUGAUUACGGAUCUGGACCACAGGGUCCUCUACAUUUUUUUUUCUAGUUUUGUGGUUAUGCCCCAAGAAGAUACUUUGUUUUUUGAGUGCCGUAUAUCAAUGCAACACAGGUGGUAUACUGUUGUGUGUGACUUCAAACCCUUUUCCAAAGUGUUACUAAUGGUAAAGAGAAAUUUUCUAGGCUUCUUUUCUGCCGGUUGAAGUCUGACUGCAGAGGGACCCUUGGCACUGAAAGUGGGGCAAAACACCGGACCCCAAGCUGCAGGUCAGAUCAUAUGUGGACGUCAUGAUGGAGCAGAAUCUGUCCAAAGAGGAGAGGGAGAUUCGUCAGCAGCUGGCAGAGAAGGCCAAAUCGGGGGACCUGAAAGCUGUCAACGGGUCCGCUGCCGCUCAAGCUGCCGUAAAACGUAAGCGUCGAUGGGACCAGACAGCUGACCAAACCCCCUCCAAUGCUACACCCAAAAAGAUGUCCAGCUGGGACCAGGCUGAUGUCAACGCUGAGACUCCAGGACACACUCCUGCACACACACCCUCCAACAGCCGAUGGGAUGAAACCCCUGGCCGCCCUAAAGGCAGUGAGACUCCAGGAGCCACACCCAGUACCCGCAUGUGGGAUCCCACUCCCAGCCACACACCCGCUGGUGCCGCCACCCCUGGCAGGGAUACACCUGGACACGCCACACCGGGCCACGGAGGACAAACAGGAAGUGUUCGCAAGAACCGCUGGGACGAAACCCCAAAGACAGAAAGAGAGACCCAAGGCUGGAUUGAUACCCCACGCACAGACAGAGGAGAUGAGUCGGUGGGUGAGACUCCAACCCCAGGGGCCAGUAAGAGGAAGUCUCGUUGGGAUGAAACCCCUGCCAGUCAGAUGGGCUCCUCAACACCAUUACUUACCCCAGGAAAGACUCCCAUAGGAACCCCCGCCAUGAACAUGGCCACCCCGACACCAGGUCACCUGAUGAGCAUGACUCCAGAGCAGCUGCAGGCAUGGAGGUGGGAGAGGGAAAUUGAUGAGAGGAACCGACCACUCACAGACGAUGAGCUCGAUGCCAUGUUCCCAGAGGGAUACAAGGUCUUGCCUCCACCAGCCGGCUACGUGCCAAUCCGUACUCCAGCCCGUAAGCUGUCAGCUACACCCACCCCAAUUGGUGGCAUGACGGGCUUCCACAUGCAGGCAGAGGACCGCACAACAAAACAGAUGAAUGACCAGCCCUCAGGAAAUCUCCCCUUCCUCAAACCUGAUGACAUCCAGUAUUUUGACAAACUCCUGGUUGAGGUUGAUGAGUCCACGCUGAGCCCUGAAGAGCAGAAAGAGAGGAAGAUCAUGAAGCUGCUGCUGAAGAUUAAAAAUGGAACACCACCCAUGAGGAAGGCGGCUCUGCGUCAGAUCACAGAUAAAGCUCGUGAGUUUGGAGCGGGCCCCUUGUUCAACCAGAUCCUGCCACUGCUCAUGUCACCCACCCUGGAGGACCAGGAGCGCCACUUGCUGGUUAAAGUCAUCGACCGCAUUCUCUACAAACUGGACGACCUGGUCCGACCAUACGUACACAAGAUCCUGGUGGUGAUUGAGCCCCUGCUGAUUGAUGAGGACUACUACGCCAGAGUGGAAGGCAGAGAAAUUAUUUCCAAUUUGGCAAAGGCUGCUGGUUUGGCUACGAUGAUCUCCACAAUGCGACCCGAUAUCGACAACAUGGACGAGUACGUCAGAAACACCACAGCCAGAGCCUUCGCCGUGGUGGCCUCUGCCCUCGGUAUUCCCUCUCUGUUGCCCUUCCUCAAAGCCGUGUGUAAAAGCAAGAAGUCCUGGCAGGCCCGACACACAGGCAUCAAGAUCGUCCAGCAGAUCGCCAUCCUCAUGGGCUGCGCCAUUUUGCCCCACCUCCGCAGCUUGGUGGAGAUUAUCGAACACGGUCUCGUGGAUGAGCAGCAGAAGGUGAGGACCAUCAGUGCUCUGGCCAUAGCUGCUCUCGCUGAAGCUGCUACACCCUACGGUAUCGAGUCCUUUGACUCCGUCCUCAAGCCACUGUGGAAGGGUAUCAGACAGCACAGAGGAAAGGGUCUGGCUGCCUUCCUCAAAGCUAUCGGCUACCUGAUCCCUCUGAUGGACGCCGAGUAUGCAAACUACUACACAAGAGAGGUGAUGUUGAUCCUCAUCAGAGAGUUCCAGUCCCCCGAUGAGGAGAUGAAAAAAAUUGUCCUCAAGGUGGUGAAGCAGUGUUGCGGCACGGACGGUGUGGAAGCCAACUAUAUCAAGACUGAGAUCCUACCCCCCUUCUUCAAGCACUUCUGGCAGCACAGGAUGGCUCUGGACAGACGUAACUACAGACAGUUGGUGGACACUACGGUGGAGUUGGCCAACAAGGUGGGAGCAGCGGAGAUCAUUUCUCGCAUCGUGGACGACCUGAAAGACGAGGCCGAGCAGUACAGAAAGAUGGUGAUGGAGACCAUCGAAAAAAUUAUGGGUAACCUGGGAGCAGCCGACAUCGACCACAAGCUGGAGGAGCAGCUGAUUGACGGCAUCCUGUACGCCUUCCAGGAGCAGACGACAGAGGACUCUGUGAUGUUGAAUGGUUUCGGCACAGUAGUAAACGCCCUCGGGAAGCGUGUGAAACCCUACCUGCCUCAGAUCUGCGGUACCGUGCUGUGGCGUCUGAACAACAAGUCGGCCAAAGUCCGUCAGCAGGCCGCCGACCUGAUCUCUCGCACCGCCGUCGUCAUGAAGACCUGUCAGGAGGAGAAGCUGAUGGGUCACUUGGGUGUGGUGCUGUAUGAGUACCUGGGAGAAGAAUACCCCGAGGUGCUGGGUAGCAUCCUGGGAGCACUGAAGGCCAUUGUUAAUGUUAUUGGUAUGCACAAGAUGACUCCACCAAUCAAAGACCUGCUUCCCCGUUUAACCCCCAUCCUGAAGAACAGACACGAGAAGGUGCAGGAGAACUGUAUCGACCUGGUGGGAAGGAUUGCUGACAGGGGUGCUGAAUACGUGUCAGCCAGGGAGUGGAUGAGGAUUUGUUUUGAGCUGCUGGAGUUGCUCAAAGCUCACAAGAAGGCCAUCCGCAGAGCCACCGUCAACACGUUUGGUUACAUCGCCAAAGCCAUCGGUCCCCAUGACGUCUUGGCCACGCUGCUCAACAACCUGAAGGUCCAGGAGCGUCAGAACCGCGUCUGCACAACCGUGGCCAUCGCCAUCGUUGCCGAGACCUGUUCGCCGUUCACAGUCCUGCCCGCACUCAUGAACGAAUACAGAGUGCCCGAGCUCAACGUGCAGAACGGCGUGCUCAAGUCCCUGUCCUUCUUGUUCGAGUACAUCGGAGAGAUGGGCAAAGACUACAUCUACGCCGUCACGCCGCUGCUGGAGGACGCACUCAUGGACAGAGACCUGGUCCACAGACAGACAGCCAGCGCCGUGGUCCAGCACAUGUCUCUCGGCGUUUACGGUUUUGGCUGCGAAGACUCCCUCAACCACUUGCUCAAUUACGUCUGGCCUAACGUAUUUGAGACGUCGCCUCACGUAAUCCAGGCCGUCAUGGGUGCACUGGAGGGACUAAGGGUCGCCAUCGGGCCCUGCCGCAUGCUUCAGUACUGCUUACAGGGUCUGUUCCAUCCAGCCAGGAAGGUGAGAGACGUCUACUGGAAGAUUUACAACUCCAUCUACAUCGGUUCACAAGACGCCCUCAUCGCUCACUACCCACAGGUCUACAACGACGAGAAAAACAUUUACGUCCGCUAUGAGCUGGAAUAUGUCUUGUAAAUACAAAUGUAUGUUCUCUCAGUUUUUUCUGCUCCCUCAAUUAUCACUCUCUGCUGUCUUAUCUAUCCUGGUCUAGGACUGAGUCCGUUUUUACUUAGCAACUGUAUGUUGGUCUUUCCCCGGGCAGAACAAUCCAAUAGAGGCACACAUUAAGCCUCUGCUGGACGCCACUUAUUGAACAGAAUUUAAACAAUGAGCGUGACAGUAGGUGAAAUAAAACAAGGGACACAGUCGAGUUUGUAUGUACUUUUUUUCUCUAUUUUCUUUUGCAAUGUUUUUUUUUGUGAAGAAUGAUUGACGUCAGUCAAACCUUGAUUGAGGAAUGCAGGGCAGUUGUCAAAUGUUUUAAAUAUUUGGAUAUUUUUGUGUGUAUUGAUAGGCCUCUGCACUGGCUGCUCCAUUUACACACCCUCUCCUCAGUUCACACUUCCUCUGUUAUUAGAUUGUUUUUAUUUAACCAAAUAAAAUGUUUGUGUAUAAAAUUGA